AUGCAUCCUCAUCUCCAUACAAAGAACGCCCUAGCGUGCGAAGAGGUCAUCGCCGCCCUCGAGCAGUGCCAUGCCCAGGGCUUCAUGCACAAGGCUGUUGGAAGCUGCAAUACUGCCAAGGAAAGGGUCAACGAAUGUCUAAAGAUUGAGAGAUCCAAGAUGCAGGCCGAGAACCGCAAUGCCGCUCGCGCAAAGCGUGACAAGAUCAAGGAGCAACAGCCCGACGAUUCCGAAUUCGAUGAUAGUGGGUUAACGGUCGAUUCUAUUCAAUAUGUGCUAUGA
This is a messenger RNA of Fusarium poae, 282 nucleotides long. RefSeq lists its product as uncharacterized. The transcript has 3 exons. NCBI's taxonomy places the organism in Eukaryota, Fungi, Ascomycota, Sordariomycetes, Hypocreales, Nectriaceae. Bases 1 to 282 code for a protein of 93 amino acids. The record is from RefSeq and is a predicted model, not a curated record.